AUGACCGACUACGAAGAGGCCGAUACCCAUAGAGCUGAUGAAUAUCGCGAGGGUGGUGAAAGAUCUUUAAGUCCUGAAGCUGCUUACGACAGAAGAUCUGACUCUCCCAGACGUGAGGACAGGGAUGAUCCUGAACCCCGUGACUCUCAGCAAGGCCCAAGAGCUGAGGAAGAAGAUGACCCCCGCAAUGAAGGGACUAACUUGUUUGUUACCGGCAUCUCUAAGACUAUCGAUGAGGACGAGCUUCGUUCUGUUUUUGCCAAAUUUGGUACUGUCGACAAGUGCCAAAUUAUGAUGGAUCCUCAUACAAAGGAAUCUCGUGGUUUUGGCUUUGUCAACAUGGUUGAUGUCACUGAUGCUGACAAGGCCAUUGAGGAGCUUACCGGCCAUACCAUUGCCGGCCGCACUCUUUCAGUUGAAAAGGCUCGCCGGAAAAGACCUCGUACGCCCACUCCUGGUAAGUAUUACGGCCCUCGCAAGGCCCGCCGCGGAGGAGGUAGACCUCGCUUUGAUGACAGAUACAGAAGAGAUUAUCCUCGUUACGAGGACCGUCGUUACGAUGACCGUCCCUCCCGUUACGAUGACCCUUACCGCCGUCCCAGAUAUGAUGACCGUGAAAGAUACUAUCGUGACCGUGAAAGAGGAGGUGACCGUUAUCGUAUGGACGACCGUGAAAGAUACCCUCCUCGCGAUAAUAGAGACCGCUAUGAGCGCCGCUACUCUCGUGAAGAGCACCGCUUCCCUCCUAGAGACGACAGACUUCCUCCUCGCGAUGACAGACUCCCUCCCCGUGACGAUCGUCUCCCUCCUCGCGAUAUGCGCGAAGAAAGACCUUACAGAGAUGAGCGUGAGAGAUAUCCUGGCCCUCCACCCCCUGUUUCUGACUCUUACCGUGAGCGUGAAGACUACCAUUAG
Molecule: messenger RNA, 915 nt
Organism: Magnusiomyces paraingens
Lineage: Eukaryota; Fungi; Ascomycota; Dipodascomycetes; Dipodascales; Dipodascaceae
Exons: 3
Coding region: 1-915 (304 amino acids)
Molecular function (GO): RNA binding
Source: RefSeq, a predicted model, not a curated record